Molecule: messenger RNA, 873 nt
Organism: Kwoniella shivajii
Lineage: Eukaryota; Fungi; Basidiomycota; Tremellomycetes; Tremellales; Cryptococcaceae
Exons: 3
Coding region: 1-873 (290 amino acids)
Biological process (GO): mRNA cis splicing, via spliceosome
Cellular component (GO): catalytic step 2 spliceosome
Molecular function (GO): RNA binding
Source: RefSeq, a predicted model, not a curated record
AUGUCACAAGCACAUAGACCGACAUGGAACCCCACUCAAGGUCGAGAAACCAAAGCUGGUUCUCAACAAAUAUCCAAGUUAUCUUUGGCGGCACAUACGAAACUUAAAUUUCGACAACCAGGUCAAACUUCGACUGGAGAAGUCGCUCGUAGAGAUUUGAAAGCGGAGUUGAUACAAGCUGAACGAAAUGCUUUGGAGAAGAAGAGGAAAGCUCAAGGACUACCUUCUCUUCUCCCUCCUCCCUCUUCUUCCGAUCAGGAGAGCUCGGGUUCGUUGAGAAUCGAUAAUGGAUCUUCGACUUCUUCAGGGCCAGGAGAAGAUGCGGAAAGUGUUAAAAGAAGAAAAGUGUUGGAAGAAGCUGCCGAAUUAGAUAAAGACGAAGACAGUGACGACGAAGGCGACAAAAAGAAUGGAAAUGGAGAUGCAAAUGGGAAUGGGAAAGGAAAAGGGAAAGAAGUGAAUGGUGAUGACGACGACGACGACGAAUCUGAUUCAGACUCUGACUCGGAUGAUGAAGAUGAUACAGCUGCUCUAAUUGCGGAAUUGGCAAAGAUCAAACAGGAAAGAGCAGAGGAGAAAGCCAGACUUGACGCAGAACAAUCAGCAUCAGCCUCCCAAUCUCGUGAAGCUGAAAUUGCACUCGGAAAUCCUCUUCUUAAUUUACAAGCUGCCCUGGGUCAAUCACCAACAACACCUUCAACUCCUGGGUCAACAACCUCAGGAGCGACAAGCAAUUUCGCAGUCAAAAGACGUUGGGAUGAUGAUUUGAUUUUCAAGAAUCAAGCCGGCAACUUGAAUGAUAAAUCCAAGAAAGGAGAAUUCGUCAAUGAUCUGUUGAGGAGUGAAUUCCAUAAGAAAUUCAUGAACAAGUGA